GCCACAACUAAACUCAAAGAGUAACCCGCUGUGCGUUUGGAUCAAUCGGAUCAAUAAGAAGUGGAAAUCUCGAUCGGUGACGGAGAAGAUGAUCGUUUGCAUCGCCGUCGUUGGCCAUCAGAAUAAUCCAUUGUACAUACAGAGCUUCACUGAAGCAGAUGAUGCGCUCAAGCUUCAUCAUAUAGUUCAUUGUUCUCUCGAUGUUGUUGAUGAAAGAGUGAACAACCCAAAAAAAUCUGGACCAAUGAUAAAUGAGACAUUUCUUGGUCUUCUAUAUCCAACUGAAAAUUACAAAGUGUAUGGUUAUCUAACCAACACAAAGGUUAAGUUUAUCCUAGUCACAACUGACCUUGAUGUCCGUGAUGCAGAUGUAAGAAAUUUUUUUAGAAGGUUUCAUUCUGCAUAUUUAGACGCUGUGUCAAACCCAUUUCAUGUCCCUGGUAAAAAGAUAACUUCCAAGACGUUUGCUGAGAGGGUCAGCACUAUUGUUAAGUCGGUUAGCUUCAAUACAGCUGGAUGAAAUGAAACGAAACUUAAACUCUGUAUCUAUCUUUUAUUUCGUUUCCAAUGUGUUUUGAUAUUUGAGUUUUGAUUUAAUAUUUUUAUCAAGACCUUUUUUUUAUAUC
Molecule: messenger RNA, 626 nt
Organism: Lactuca virosa
Lineage: Eukaryota; Viridiplantae; Streptophyta; Magnoliopsida; Asterales; Asteraceae
Source: the annotation of a GenBank genome assembly